Molecule: messenger RNA, 1347 nt
Organism: Saccharomyces paradoxus
Lineage: Eukaryota; Fungi; Ascomycota; Saccharomycetes; Saccharomycetales; Saccharomycetaceae
Gene: AVT6
Product: aspartate/glutamate transporter
Exons: 1
Coding region: 1-1347 (448 amino acids)
Biological process (GO): amino acid transmembrane transport
Cellular component (GO): fungal-type vacuole membrane
Molecular function (GO): L-glutamate transmembrane transporter activity; L-lysine transmembrane transporter activity; L-histidine transmembrane transporter activity
Source: RefSeq, a predicted model, not a curated record
AUGGUAGCUAGUAUUAGAUCAGGAGUGUUGACGCUUUUACACACGGCGUGCGGUGCUGGUAUCCUUGCCAUGCCGUACGCAUUCAAGCCGUUUGGAUUAGUUCCUGGGGUGAUAAUGAUAGUGGUAUGUGGGGCGUGUGCUAUGCAAAGUCUGUUCAUACAGGCUCGUGUAGCUAAGUAUGUGCCACAAGGGAGGGCCUCGUUCAGUGCCUUGACGCGAUUGAUCAACCCAAACUUGAGUAUCGUGUUUGACCUAGCGAUCGCAAUCAAGUGUUUUGGUGUGGGCGUCUCUUAUAUGAUUGUAGUUGGGGACCUAAUGCCUCAAAUCAUGUCUGUAUGGACCAGGAAUGCUUGGUUGUUGAGCAGGAACGUGCAAAUCUCACUGAUCAUGCUUUUUUUCGUGGCUCCUCUGUCCUUUCUGAAGAAGUUGAAUUCGUUAAGGUACGCUUCCAUGAUAGGUAUCUCUUCUGUAGCCUACUUGUGUGUUUUAGUUUUGUUGCACUAUGUAGCACCAUCAGAGGAGAUUCUACACUUAAAAGGCCGAAUCUCCUACCUCCUUCCACCACAAACGCACGAUUUGAACGUGCUAAACACUCUUCCAAUCUUCGUCUUUGCCUAUACGUGUCACCACAAUAUGUUUUCGAUAAUCAAUGAGCAGAGAUCAAGCCGAUUCGAGCAUGUGAUGAAGAUUCCGUUGAUAGCAAUAUCUUUGGCCCUCAUUUUAUAUAUAGCGAUCGGCUGUGCUGGAUAUCUGACAUUCGGCGACAACAUCAUUGGGAACAUUAUCAUGCUGUACCCACAGGCGGUCUCAAGUACCAUCGGCAGAAUAGCGAUUGUGCUGUUAGUGAUGCUGGCCUUCCCACUACAAUGUCAUCCUGCAAGAGCUUCUAUCCACCAGAUAUUGCAACAUUUCGCCGAGGAAAAUGUGACUACAAGUACUACAUCGAUGGCCGGACUCACUGUUGCUACUGAAAGUUCCCCGUUAAUUCGCGAUGAUUGCCUUGACGCCAAUGAGGUAAUUGAAGAAGAAUCGAUUUAUCAGCCCAAGGAAACUCCCUUAAAGGGCAAGAGCUUUAUUGUUAUAACAUGCAGCAUCUUAGUGGCAUCAUAUCUCGUUGCGAUUUCGGUAUCCUCUUUGGCCCGCGUGCUGGCCAUUGUAGGGGCCACAGGCUCCACUUCUAUUUCUUUUAUUCUUCCCGGGCUCUUUGGCUACAAACUAAUAGGUACUGAACACAAUACAGCCGUGCCAUUGACCACGAAGCUUUUCAAAUAUACAGGCCUUGCCUUAUUUAUCUGGGGACUAGUAAUCAUGGUCACCUGCCUGACCGCAGCUUUGAAGCUAAACUAA